ACCCCGGAGUGCUGUUACCAUAGAUACUGGCGGGGGGAGGGGUGGAGUUUAGAGGAAGCGGAAGUGUUAGCGCAGGCGGAAGUGGUACUGCCCUGAAAAUCCCAAGCAGCGAACGGAGGACAGCUUGGUACUCCCAUCGUUUAGAGAAAAAGCAGGAUUCAAAAUACAAGCUAAAUCCUCGACAUGGACAAGAACGACCUGGUACAGAAGGCUAAGCUGGCCGAGCAGGCCGAACGCUAUGACGACAUGGCGGCGGCGAUGAAAGCGGUGACGGAGCAGGGCGGCGAGCUCUCCAACGAGGAGCGCAACCUGCUGUCGGUGGCCUACAAGAAUGUGGUGGGGGCGCGUCGCUCCUCCUGGCGCGUCAUCUCCAGCAUCGAGCAGAAGACCGAGGGCAACGAGAAGAAGCAGCAGAUGGCCCGUGAAUACCGCGAGAAGAUUGAGGCCGAGCUGCAGGACAUCUGCAAGGAUGUGCUGGCACUCCUCGACAAUUACCUCAUUGCCAAUGCAACUCAGGCAGAAAGCAAGGUGUUCUAUCUUAAAAUGAAAGGUGACUACUACAGAUAUCUGUCUGAGGUGGCAUCUGGAGACUCAAAGAAGACCACAGUGGAGAACUCCCAGCAGGCCUACCAGGAGGCAUUUGACAUCAGCAAGAAGGACAUGCAGCCGACACACCCCAUCAGGCUGGGCCUCGCUCUCAACUUUUCCGUCUUCUAUUACGAGAUCCUGAACUCCCCCGAGCAGGCCUGCAGUUUGGCGAAGGCGGCUUUCGACGAAGCGAUCGCUGAGCUUGACACCUUGAACGAGGACUCUUACAAAGACAGCACCUUGAUCAUGCAGCUACUAAGGGACAACCUCACUCUGUGGACAUCAGAAAACCAGGGUGACGAGGGGGAUGCCGGCGAAGGGGAGAACUAAAGGCGUUGCACAUCACUGUUAAUCCACCCACUCUUCUUUUACACAUAUACAGCCCAUACAUCCCUGCUCCAUCCAGCCCCCUCCCUUUCUGUAUGACAAGCAGCAUGAAUUGUACCUGACCUACCAGUUGUGCCCUUUCUCAGAUAUGCUCAGUUGUUAACAAGCAGAGUAUUGUUUUGUGAGGAUAAAAGAAAAAUACAUUUACCCAGUUGAGUGGCAAGGCCAUUCAACCCCCCCCCUUUGAUUCUCUCCUAACAUUUCAUAAAGAUAUGUUCUUUCACCUAGCAAGAUAUGCAUUUAUAGUAUCCUUUUUUGCUUUGCUAGUGUACUGGCGAUUGCUGGUUUUUAUUCAAAAAGGUCAUUAAACUGUCCGUUUAUUUUCAACAAACACUGUGAUGCUUAGUUUUUCUCUACAUAAUCACAAAUAAAUUCUGGUCGCUAAAAUUCAGUACUGUAUGUAGCAGUGCAAUUCUGCUGUGGCCUCAUAGAGAAUGGUAGAAGAGGUUGUAUUGUGACACUGACUAACAUGCAUAUUGCUGUGUAUUGUAUAUUUUAUUUUGGAUCUGGAACUAAAAUGAAUACAAGGGACCCUAGGUUUUGCCAUUGAAUGCAUGUCCAGCUGAAGAAGAAGAAAAAAACAUUCCAUUAGAACCUAACAUUAAAGGUAGACUCAUCGAAGUAACGUUGCCACACGCAGCACUGCAGAUAUUGAGAUGAGCAAGACGCAAGACUUUGGUCUUACACGGUCACACAGUAUCUGUGCAUGCGCACGGGUUUGCUUCACAUUGUUAGUGUGGUAGGUACGAGACCAAAACAGAGUAAAAGUUGAGCUCCCACUUCAACGCUCUUAGUUGCGGAAAUAGACCCACUAUGCUGUUUACUUUCUGCAUCGACGUCAUUUCGCUGAGUCUACCUUCAAGAUGUUAUAAAAAAAAAAUGAACAAACCGGAGCAUUCUCCUAAUGUUAUGUACUAGAACAGUUGACAAAGGUGCUGUUUGACAUUAGUAUAAUGAUACUAUUUUGUUCUUAAAUGUUACUUUUUUGCUUUGCGUAAUAAUGACUCGCACAUUGGUUCAAAACUGUAAAUUGUAAACCCUUUUAAAGUACAUUUAAAUCUGUCUUAAAUUUUGUUGUUAACCUGCUUGCAAAGAAACACCUUAAAGCUGUUUUACGUUGAACUUUUACAUAUUGGUUAUUAAAGCCUAUCUUGAAGGCCUUAUGCUGACAGUCCAAACUGACCAGUCAAAAGUUUGAUAUCAUUUCAUAAAGGAAACGAUAUCUAAGAGAAUGCAUGCUCUUGCCCACGAAGAGUGUGUAAGCAAGUCCCCUAAUGUAAGUUGUGUCAUAGUCAGAGAUGGCAUUGAUGCUUUUGUUUAUCUCCAGACUUAAGGGUCUAUCAGAGGAGACCAUAUUGUAGUGGAAUGCGGUCAGUGGAUGGGUUAGAUUGUGGAGUAGCGCAAGGAACUUGUAGAAGUAGCUGAAUUCACUCAGUGUCACAAUUCUUUGUCAUCACCAUAACAUUCCACUUAGGUGUUGAAUUCAUCUGGUUCAGUCUUGCUGAAGACAAUGUUUCAUGCACUGAAGAAAGAUCUCCCCCUUAGCUGAAUAAAUGGCAGUUAUUCUACGCUUAAUUAAAAAAAAUGCAGUAGUGAAUGUGGAACCGAGCCUGUCUGUAUAUCUGGUAUCUCCAAUUGCAUUGUUUUUACUGACCAGUAUUCUGCCUAAAGUUUGCUUCUGUGAUGGUUUAUAUUGCCUAGCGCGCACGUGGUUGUGAAAAUUUAGAAUAGCAUUAAAACAAAAAUACACAAAAAAAACAACCCCUGGUUAUUGACGUAAUACUAGAUUUGUAUGUCUUUUAAAACAGUUCUAGUUUCACCCUACAUGUUAUCAGGAAAGUGUAAAAGACAAUUUAAAGUGAAAUAAAAGUUUUAUCAGUU
Molecule: messenger RNA, 2856 nt
Organism: Salmo salar (Atlantic salmon)
Lineage: Eukaryota; Metazoa; Chordata; Actinopteri; Salmoniformes; Salmonidae
Product: 14-3-3 protein beta/alpha-1
Source: RefSeq, a predicted model, not a curated record